This is a messenger RNA of Candidozyma duobushaemuli, 2808 nucleotides long. RefSeq names its product SUMO protease (gene ULP3). NCBI's taxonomy places the organism in Eukaryota, Fungi, Ascomycota, Pichiomycetes, Serinales, Metschnikowiaceae. Gene Ontology annotation, molecular function: cysteine-type peptidase activity. Bases 1 to 2808 code for a protein of 935 amino acids. Gene Ontology annotation, biological process: proteolysis. The record is from RefSeq and is a predicted model, not a curated record. The transcript has 2 exons.
AUGCUGCUACGGAAGGAGUUCUCGCUGUUGCGAAAACGUGUUCUGCUGGGCGUGCAGCCGAAAAACCUACUUCUGCCGAAGGUGAAGAAAAUAGGCAUUCCAGACGAAACAACCAUUAACAGAGGCACGAUAUGUGUGGUCAGCCCGAAUUCCUUGGACACCAAGCAGCGCCUGAAUGAAAUGAAAAGCUGUUUCUUCUUGCCCCUUUCCAUUGUUGAGAACGGACUCAACGACAAGCCUUUGCAUACCUGGAACAUCAAGUCUGUUCAGUACAACGACACCAGCAUUAAGAGCUCGACCCGGGCGCUUGAGUUCCGGAUUUCUCGAAACAAAGAUCAUUUGUUCUUCUGCUACGACAACGCAUUCGUGGACAAGAUGGCCGUUCCGAGGAACACCAUCGACAAGAUCUUGUUCAGCCCUCUGAUGGACUGCUUCUUGAUCAUUUUGCACAAACGCUUUGGCCAGAUCAUGGUCAGGUACGAGCCACGGGACGACGAACAUCUUCUACGAUUCUUCCACCAGAACGAGGCCCGCUGGGGUCCCGAUUGUGUUGUCUCCAGAGUAGACAACAUUGACCAUAUUUAUUCCAAGAUCUUAAAGCUGAGAGAGCUGCUCAACAAAGACCCACAGACGCUCGUUCGUGUGGAGUCUGACCAUAAUGAAAGUUCCGAAAGCGAAACGCAACCUCCCACUGGUAGGUCAUCUCCAGACCUGGUACUUAAAAGCGGCCUACCGAGCCUACCGGCCCCUAGUAAGAGACUCGACGGCAGGGCCACUCGGUCAGCAACGCGAUCUGCGCUGCAAGAUUCAGAGUUUAAGGCCGUCUCUAUGGGUGACAACGGAGAAUUGCUAAUAGAAGGAGAGGAUGAUGAGCCCAAGGAGCAAGAGGUACCAGCUCCGUUCGACCCACCUCUCAAGCAUGCUUUAGCAAAUGGAAAGAAGUUUGCCAUCGCCUACAACGACUUCAAAACGCUAUACAAUAAUGACUGGAUUAACGACACACUUAUAGACUUUUUCAUCGCCUACGAGAUAGACAAGGCUGUCUCCGAGCUCAAGCUGGUCAGAGAAGAUGAGGUUUACGCGUUCAACUCCUUCUUCUUCACCAAGCUCAUGUCCAAACCUGAGGACCUGGAGGGACCUCCAGACUACUACGCCAAUAUCCAGCGUUGGCUAAGCAAGGUUGACCUCAUGUCAUACCAGUCCGUGAUCAUCCCCAUAAACGAGCAUUUGCAUUGGUACUGUUGCAUAAUCAAGGAUCUCCCUAAGCUUUUACGAGCUGCAAAGCGUCGCCAAAUAGCAGAGAAGAAGGAGCAGGAAGAAGACAGAUCAAAUAGAGGACCAUCUGCAGACGAGUCUCCUAAGAAGCCCGACCCUGUGUCAGAGGUUUUUGUCUUUGACUCCCUCCGCCAUCGCCAUCCUAAUAUCGAGGAACCUCUCAGGAAAAUCAUCGACCAAUACGCCCAAGACACCUACGGCGUUCCCAUCCCUGCUGACAUGAUCAAAUUCACAAACGCUAGAGUACCUCAACAGCGCAACUUUAAUGACUGCGGUAUCCAUGUCAUUUGCAACGUCGGUAAGUGGCUCAGUGAGCCUGUGGUAUGCGAAAAAAUGUGGAGGAAGAUGCCAAAGAACUCAAGAGGAUACUUCAACAUCGGUGAACGGUUGUUGAUGCGCAAGAAGCUUAUCGAUUUACUCUUGGAGCUUCAUCUGAAACAACCGCCUGAUGAGAGCAAUAGUGGAUCAUGCAAGGAGGAGGAUGAGUCGGACGAUGAAAUCGAGCUCAUCUCUUACUUCUCUUCGAAGCCAGAUACCGCACCUGAACCUGCUCCAGAACCCGCUGAAUCUACAGCAGACCCAUCACUGGAAUCUAUCUCCGAUGCGCAAAAGCAAGAACCACCGAAGUUAGUAAGUUGUGACAAGGUCGAAAAGAAGAAGGAAAAAGAGCCAGAGAAAGGCCAAACGAGCAUUUUUGACACCCUUCUCACAUCAUCCAAGAAGCAGGCCUCUGAGAAUAAGGAAAAGACAAAAGAGACUGCACCAGUCACCAUCAACAGAGCAAGUUUUGGCAGAAGGGACCUGGACGAUGCUGCUCCUAAAAAGCAAAGGUCUCCUCCAGUACGGACACUUGAUCCCAGAGCCAACCAAAAUCUGGUCUUCACAUCCAAGAAAGAGCCUACUUCUGGCCUGUUUUUGCAAAUCGAGCAUCCUCAAAUCAGACGGCUUUUGCUCCGCCUCAAGGUCAAAUCUCACACAGUGGACUUUUUGAACCUGUUCUUCCGUGACCACAAUCGUCAGUACGGUCCAGAGAAGCAGCUCGCGAUCCAAGAGUUCGUGAACAAGUUCAACUUUUUUGACCCAAGCACAGAAUACAUGCAAUCGGAGCUUCUUAUUAGUGGAUUGAAAGAGACUUUCAAAGAGCCGGCGGCUCCAAUGGAGGAGCCUUUCGUUAUCCAAGAUGCUGAUGACAGUAACGGAGAGCUCAAUCGCAGUGUGGGAGAUCUACGCAUCAACAACAUCAAGCAAAAGCUGCUGAGAAGCGAUGGGAGUGAUCUUGAAAUUCUCGACGACAAAUGGAGAAUUGUAUCCAACCCAGAGUCGUCCUACAAGAGUAGCUCCCCGAAAAGCUCGCCUGCAUCUAGGAAGGCAUUGAACUCCCGAAACGAGUUGAAUGGGCAGGCCAAUAGUGGUAAAGGAAAACUGGGCGAGGAUUUUUUACUGUUUUUCUCGUCUAGAAAGGCCCUUGGACCAAAACGCAGACGUUUGGAUGCAAGAUCCGAUUCCAGCCGUCGUGCAGACAAGAGCGUCUAG